Lotus japonicus is the source of this 1943-nucleotide messenger RNA. Its product is annotated as polypyrimidine tract-binding protein homolog 1-like. NCBI's taxonomy places the organism in Eukaryota, Viridiplantae, Streptophyta, Magnoliopsida, Fabales, Fabaceae. Gene Ontology annotation, molecular function: mRNA binding. The record is from RefSeq and is a predicted model, not a curated record. Gene Ontology annotation, biological process: regulation of RNA splicing. Gene Ontology annotation, cellular component: nucleus. Bases 143 to 1516 code for a protein of 457 amino acids. The transcript is spliced from 10 exons.
UUAAACAAAACGUUUAACGAAUCACUCUCAAACUCGUUUUCUCGGAAUCGAGCAGCACAUUUUCUCGGCACCCAAACACCCUUCCGAAUCCCCAUUCUCCGCUCGCCGCGCCGGAGCCCCCAAUCGAAAUCGUGACCAACCGAUGUCUGCGUCAACAGCGCAACAGUUCCGGUACAAUCAAACACCUUCGAAGGUGCUGCACUUCCGCAACCUUCCAUGGGAGUGCACGGAAGACGAGCUCGUUCAACUGUGUUGCCCCUUCGGCCAGGUCAUGAACACCAAGUGCAAUGUUGGCGCCAAUAAGAAUCAAGCUUUUGUUGAAUUCGGGGAUCUAAAUCAAGCCAUUUCAAUGGUUUCAUAUUAUGCUUCAUCUUCAGAGCCUGCUCAGGUUCGAGGCAAAACUGUUUACAUUCAAUAUUCCAAUAGACAUGAAAUUGUCAACAAUAAAGCCCCUGGAGAUGUCCCUGGAAAUGUCUUGCUAGUAACCAUGGAAGGCGUAGAAGCUGGAGAUGUGACAAUCGAUGUUAUCCACUUGGUGUUUUCUGCAUUUGGCUUUGUACACAAAAUCGCUACAUUUGAAAAGACUGCAGGUUUCCAGGCUUUGAUUCAGUUCACUGAUGCUGAGACUGCUUCUUUGGCUAGGAAUGCACUGGAUGGAAGAAGCAUACCCAGUUACUUGCUCCCACAGCAUGUUGGUUCUUGUAACUUGCGUAUUUCAUACUCAGCACAUAGAGAUCUCAAUAUCAAAUUCCAAUCUAAUCGCAGCAGGGACUACACAAAUCCAAUGCUUCCUGUUAAUCAGACUGCUAUUGACGGGGCAUUACAGCCUGUUGUUGGUCCUGACGGGAAGAGAACCGAAUCUGAGAGCAAUGUGCUUUUGGCUACAAUUGAAAAUAUGCAGUACGCUGUCACUGUGGAAGUUCUUCACACGGUGUUUUCUGCAUUUGGCACUGUGCAGAAAAUUGCUAUAUUUGAAAAGAAUGGUCAAACUCAGGCACUGAUUCAAUACCCUGAUGUCACAACAGCAGCAGCUGCCAAAGAAGCUUUAGAGGGGCAUUGCAUAUAUGAUGGUGGCUAUUGUAAGCUUCAUCUAACAUACUCUCGUCAUACUGAUCUCAAUGUAAAGGCUUACAGUGACAAAAGCAGAGACUAUACAGUGUUGGAUCCUAGUCUCCGUGCAGCACAAGUUCCUGCAACAGCAUGGCCGAAUCCUCAGGCUGCUCCUAUGUACCCUGGUAGUGCCCCUGCAUUACAGGGUCAAGUAUCCGGUGGACAAAUGUCAUCAUGGGAUCCGGCCCAUCAGGAAGUUAGCCAAAGUUAUAUACCCGCACCUGGUACUUUUCCCGGUUAUUCCCCAGCAGCAACAUCAAGCAACCAUUUAGUUCAUAAUGCAAGUUCUAUGGGAAUCACUCAGAAUGUACAUUCACAGCCCAGUGUUGCUUCACCUCCAGGUCCUGGUUCCUCACCUCAUACACAACCCAGUUCAUUUGCUGGUCUUCAACAUUAUCAUGGUUAGUAAUAUUUCAACUGAAUGAAAGAGAUUCCCCUCUGCCCCCUACGUUUUUUUUGUUGGAUCAUAAGAGGUCUACCGAAUUACAGUUUCAAUUUCAAAUGUCUCAAGUGCAAUGCCUCUCCUCAUAUUGGUCGCUCUUUCGAUGUAUUAUUCUUACUUCUUGCAUGGCUUUGUUUACACAUUCAUUGUUUUUGUUUAUACCAACCCUUGCGGGCACGAGGUGCACAGCGGUGAAUUCUUUCCAUUUUUUCUGAUUUGGAUGCCUGUAUUUUUCUUUGUUGUUUCCUCCUUUAAUGGGUGUCAAGUUGGUACCCAGCUAAUGGGGAUUUGUGCUUUGCUGUGUAGGUCCUUUCCUUGGUGUAUGGCAACAAAAUACAUACACCCCCCCCCCCCCCCUCUUCAAUUAUGUAAACCGCCACAUUUUUGUGCC